AUGGAAGCCCUGAGCCCUGAGCAGCCCAAUCAAGCCCUGCACUGUUUGGCUGAAGAUCAGCUAUGUGCCUACGGGCAGUCGGCGCUGAACACUGUGCUCACGUCGGAUCCCAUUGCGCUCUACGAAUCGUGGUCCAAAGGACGCUCCGAAGUGGAUCCCUCGCAGUCGAACCAGAUGGUGGAUGCAAACUACCUGCCCGAGCUUCUGGGCACCACAGACGGCCAGGCAGUGAAGGGCACGCCAGAAGGAAGCUCCAUCGGGACUUUUGUGAACUUCCGCAUGCUUCACAACAAGGAGGCAGGGCUCUUGCCCGCACCAACUGUUGCUGAGCAUGCGGUUCAGCUCAACACAGGUUGGACGAUAUCCAAGUGCAAGAGGUGGUUGACAGUCACGGCACCUUCGGGGCAGAGUGUUUCCGUGACCCUUGCCACACGUCCUCCAGGCCAACCGGCUCCACAGUGGAUGCGUCUAUGCCAGGAACUCUUCGAUCGAAAGUCAUCCGGCCCGGUGGGUGAAGCUUCCGAUGGAUGGCAGAAUUCGCUUCAUGCAGAGGGACAGCUUGUGAAACAGAAUGAAGAAAGGGUCGCCAUAAGUUGUUGCGCACAAGCUGUGACCUCCUCGGACGGACCGUUCAGGGCAGAACUUGGCAAUGUUGCUGGCACAGAGGCGCCAAAUCGGGGAAUCUAA
Messenger RNA from Symbiodinium pilosum, 687 nucleotides. The record is from the annotation of a GenBank genome assembly. Lineage: Eukaryota; Dinophyceae; Suessiales; Symbiodiniaceae.